Salvia splendens (bonfire salvia) is the source of this 2682-nucleotide messenger RNA. RefSeq lists its product as uncharacterized. The transcript has 6 exons. Lineage: Eukaryota; Viridiplantae; Streptophyta; Magnoliopsida; Lamiales; Lamiaceae. The coding region runs from base 1 to 2682 and encodes 893 amino acids. The record is from RefSeq and is a predicted model, not a curated record.
AUGACGAUUGAAGAUGAAAUUCGAAGAAAAUCGGUUGAAGCGCCGAUUGUAGCUGAAUCGGUUGAAGCGCCGACCGUAGUUGAAUCGAUUGAAGCGCCAAUUGAAGGAAAUCGGUGUUCCACAUCAGUGGUGGUUCCGCCUUCUUCCGCAGUGGUUCCGUCUUCUUCCGCGGUGGUUCCGACUUCUUCAGAAAACAGAAAAAUAUCAAAGCGCAAAAGGCGUACCUCGGUAUCACAGAAAGAGUUAAUGAAUAUUGAGAAAAAACAAAAGAAAAGCAUAGAGAAUGAAAAACAGAGUGAGAAUGCUGAAAAUGUAUCUCAAAGGCUUCUAGUGAAAAGGAAGCCUUUGUUUUUUGUUGAAGCAAUAAGCCAAUUGAAUGAGGCACAGAUUAAUUCUGUGAAGGAGAUUGGUUUUGAGAGUGUCUUGCAUUACAAAAUUGAAUAUAUUCCUAGUAGAUUAGCAUUUUCUUUGUUGAAGAGCUUUGAUGAAGAAAAGUGUAAGAUAAAGCUUUAUAAUGGGAAAAAAAUUCAUAUCACGGAAGAGGAUGUGGAGCUUGUGUAUGGAUUUCCAAGAGGUAACAUUACUUACUAUAGAGAGAAGUGGAAAAGUAAUGCACCUUUCAUGAGGGAGUUAGCAGAACAAUGCGAUACAAAACCAGGAAAUGUGAACCAUAAAGCUGUUGAACAACUUAUGUUAGCAGAUAAGGAAGGAGGACCACAGUUCAAGAGAUUGUUCUUGGUCCUAUUAGAAUCUGCAUUGAUUGAGCCUUCAACAUGUGGAAUGAUAAAAUCUAAGAUUGGAGAGAUAGUUGAUGAUUUGGAUAAUGUUAGAAAUAUCAACUGGUGCUCAUAUACAAUCUCUGUGCUCAAGUUUGCUAUUGAUAAUUGGUCGAAGACAGAGAAGAACGCCUUUGCAGGACCACUUCCCUUCCUCAUGCUCUACUACUUAGACAGAGUUACACAAGACACGCGUCCUGUUCCUCACACAUUUCCAUUAAUGAAAGGAUGGAAAAGUGAGCAUCUACAGGCUAGAGAAGAUAGAGAGACAAGUGAAGGAGUUUUUGGUUUAGGACGUAUAAAGAAGAGAUAUGUCCGUACUCUGGAGCCGCACGAGGAAGAGAAGCAGGAGGUUGAGGUGGAUGAGCAGAUGCCUCAACAACAGAUUCCUGAUGACUGUGCAGUUGGGUCUUCCCAGAACCUACUCCCAAAAGAUUUCAUACAGGAGGAGCAGCAGCAAGGGAAUGAAGAAAAAAGUGUUGAUGUAAAUGAAAGUGGAGUUGGAUCUUCUUCUCAGAACAUACUCCUAUCACAUAUGGUGGCCAAUUUAGUAAAAUACAUCAAGCAGAUAAGUGAUGGCAGGACGAACCUUGUGAGAGUCCUCAAAGAAGCUUCAUCACAGAGCAAGAAUAAUGAUUUAUUCGGAUUUAUUUGUGAUAUUGCUAGAAGUGCAAUUGGAAGCCAAAAAUCUCCAGUUGCCUCUGUGAGUGACACUUUUCUCCAUUUGUCGCAGUCAUAUAAUAUAAACAACGAUGUCGUUGUUGAUAACUGGAAAGCUAUGUUUGAUUCAAUACGGAAUGCUGAAAAAGCAAACGAAACAAUUGAAGACUUGAAUGAAUUUCCAACUUUCAGAUUGGAAGAUUUCUUUGAUAAAGCUGUAGAACAAAGAAACAAAGAUAACUUACCUACCUCAACAGUUGGUGAUCCUGAAGAGGUCAGACCGUCUGUUGAAGAAGACGAACAAAGAAAGGAGAACAUGAUUUGUGAUGACCAUAACGAAUCAAACUCUCCUAUCUUGACAGCCAUACUAGGAUCUCCACGGACAGCAUCCCCAUCUCUCCCACAACAAGAAGUCAAUGCUUCAGAGCAUGACAACACACUCGCAUCACUAAUAGGAUCUGAGAACAGGGGAAGUGAGUUGACCUCACCAGUUGGUGAUCCUGAAGAGGCCAGACCAUCUGUUGAAGAAGACAAACAAAGAAAGGAGAACAUGAUUUGUGAUGACCAUAACGAAUCAAACUCUCCUAUCUUGACAGCCAUACUAGGAUCUCCACGGACAUCAUCCCCAUCUCUCCAACAACAAGAAGUUAAUGCUUCAGAGCAUGACAACACACUGGCAUCACUAAUAGGAUCUGAGAACAGGGGAAGUGAGUUGGAAAUUCAAGAAGAUGUUGAAGCUGAUAGAGAGUUAAGAACACAAGAUGCCUUGCACAUAUUAUCAAAAGUAUGUGAUGACUAUGAAAUCAGAAACAAUGAAGAAGCAAUCAAGGCCACAAACACCAUUGUUGAUAUCAUAAAUGAACAGGAAGAUAGGGAGGAUGCAGCUGCAUGCUCAAUUGUUGAAUAUAUGAUGCAAGAGGGUCUUGAAACAAUGGAUGACACACCUCCUGAAUGGAACGUGCAAAAACAAGGAUAUAAAUGGAUAGAGAAGAUGCAUGAGGAAAAAGAAAAAACUCCUGAAAACACAGAGAGAAGAAUGACUGUCUACCAGAACCCUGUUCCUAUCUCUGAGAUUCCACUGGCUGAAGCUAGAGAGAGACGGACUCAUGCUGAAAUGCGCCCCAGCCCAGUGCUACGAUCACCAUUUGAAAUACGAGCUGUGCAUAUGAAACCAACCCUGAACCUGGAUGAAAGAGAUAUCUACUACUACAUAGUAGAAACUGAAGGAACAAAUGAGUAUGUGUAA